Molecule: messenger RNA, 2004 nt
Organism: Penicillium verhagenii
Lineage: Eukaryota; Fungi; Ascomycota; Eurotiomycetes; Eurotiales; Aspergillaceae
Product: guanine nucleotide exchange factor SEC2
Exons: 2
Coding region: 1-2004 (667 amino acids)
Biological process (GO): exocytosis
Cellular component (GO): cell tip; Golgi to plasma membrane transport vesicle
Molecular function (GO): guanyl-nucleotide exchange factor activity
Source: RefSeq, a predicted model, not a curated record
AUGAUCCCGCGUCACGCUCACAAGCGAUCGCUGUCUUCGGAGUUCCGAGGCCUCUCCCCCGACAGGAUCGUCACCAAGGCCAAAUCCACUACCGAUCUCUCCGAAACAAUUUCCAAAAAUGCUUCCAAAUCCCAAUUGGGCAGAUACGACGAGGAGGAGAGUUUUAACACCUUGCAGGACCCUCGAUUGGCUAUCAAAGCGGAGGUUUCACCUUCGACGUCAUCAACACACCACCCUGACCUGAGCAACGAGGUCGCAGCGCUAAGUGUGAAACUGAUCCAGGCGAUCAACAAUCAAACCCAUUUGGAUGAUAGCUUGGGUGCCACACGCCAGGAGCUUGAGUUGGCCCAAGGCAAAGUACAAGCGCUAGAGUUCCAGAAUGAAAAGUAUCGACGCGACAUCGACGACAAAGUCUACAUCAAAAAAUCCGAUUCCGACCGUGAAAUAUUGCAAUUGAGAACUGCCCUUACGGAGGAGAGGACGCAGCGAAUGACCGUCGAAAAAGGAAAAAAGCAAAUUGAGCAGGAACUUGAGGCUCUGACUGCCGAUCUUUUUCAGGAAGCCAACAGGAUGGUUGCUGCAGCCAAGAUUGAACGGGAAGCGGUUGAAAAGAAGAAUGAGCAAUUACGAUCCCAGAUCAAAGACACCGAGUUGCUCCUCGCAUCGCAUCAGGAUCAGCUGGCAGAGCUCAAAUCAGUCAUGCAAGGGAUGAACAUCUCCAAGGAUGACUUGGAAUCUCGUGCGGCUUCCACGGCACCAUCAUCACCAGCGCGGCCCUCAACUUCGCAGGAACCGGAAUUGAACCAUAUCGCUGUAACCCCGUGUAACCCCGAGGAAGUCAUCCCUGGCCCUUCGUGCAAUUACCCCGAGAUUCUUCGGAUGGUGUGCCGGACUGAUCUGCAAGCCUAUGAUGACUUCCGAGAGCUGCUCACGCUUUCCCGCAGUUCUAAGCCUCCUAGUCGCGCUGGAAGCGGCUCAUAUGCAGGCUUGAAUGUCAUGAGCUUAGCUGGCUUUGGCUCUGGCUCCGCCUCUGCAACCAACUCACCCACAAAGAAUCUUGCUGGCUCCCCAAGUAGCUUAGCAUCUCAACUAGGGUCGCACAUUCCUUUGAAGGACACCCGAUUUUAUAAGCGGGUGCUUAUGGAAGACAUUGAGCCUACCCUGCGACUUGACAUGGCUCCUGGGAUUUCAUGGCUUACACGACGCACAGUUGUAAGCGGCAUCUGUGAGGGAACCUUGGUAGUCGAGCCAAUGCCAACAAACACAAAGAAGUUUGAAUUCCCUUGUACCGUCUGCGGUGAACGCAGAACCGGUCCUCAAAACGAAAGAACUCACCGUUUCCGAACCUCGGAGAGUGAGACAGCGCAGCGGUACUCAUUGUGCAUUCAGUGUCUAGAGCGUGUUCGUUCGUGCUGUGAGUUUACUGGAUAUUUGCGACUAAUCCUGGAUGGACACCUCAAAGCUGGUGACCACGAAGAGGAGAAAGACAUUUGGGAAGAAACAGUCCGACUCAGAGAGCGGAUGUUCUGGUCUCGAAUUGCGGCUGGCAUUGUUCCACUUGUUCGCCGGGCCGCCGAGCCUGAAGCCGAAGCCGAAGCCGAAGUGGAAUCCACCGAAUCAAAGGUGAAUGUCUCAGAAGAGAUCUACGAGAAUGGGCUCCUUCACCCUACCGACAACACCAACCUCGAAUCCAAGUCAUAUGAUGUGUCUGGUUCUGGUGAGUCUACUCGUAGCCAGAGAGAUUCAAGCAUUUUUGCGCCUUCUCUUCCUGACUUUGAUAUGGCCAAGCCCGGGACACCUGAUCCUUACAAUGUUCAGAAUGGGAACAUUGAAGAUUCCACAUCCGAUGUGCCUGAAAGACGAGGUUCCGUUGAUUCCGAUAUCAGCAUUUACGAAGAAGCCAGCGGUAUUGCCGAGACCGAAUACCCGGAGUCUGAAGAAGCAAAGACUCCAACAGUUCAUGAAAAUGAAAGCACUGAGACUGAUGACCAAACGAGUCAAUGA